Messenger RNA from Larimichthys crocea (large yellow croaker), 3446 nucleotides. It is a transcript of the gene txndc5, whose product is annotated as thioredoxin domain containing 5. Bases 247 to 1485 code for a protein of 412 amino acids. Lineage: Eukaryota; Metazoa; Chordata; Actinopteri; Sciaenidae. Gene Ontology annotation, molecular function: protein disulfide isomerase activity. Gene Ontology annotation, cellular component: endoplasmic reticulum. The record is from RefSeq and is a predicted model, not a curated record. The transcript has 10 exons. Gene Ontology annotation, biological process: protein folding.
UGAACCUGUCAGGUUGGGCAGAGCUGCAAAGCGCUUGCGGACUACCACAGAUCUCCACAACAUCCUCUUUGCAUGCACCAGCUGCACUAACACGAAUCUCCAUAAUAUGCAUGUGUCCCAUCCAGAGCAGCCCACAUUCCUUUAAACGGAGGGCUGCCAGAGGGGCGUGCACGCUCAGAGGCUGUCUCUUCACACCAGCAGGGACACCACCACCGAGAGAGAGAGAGAGACAGAGAGAGAUUCACCAUGGCCUCAGCACUGAAUUACUGCACACCAUUCAUGUUGUGUUUUAUUUAUUUGUCGUUACUGUUUGCGAGUGUGUUGUGCGACGCCGACGCAGAAGACGAGCACGCCAAACACACGUACACGGUGGAGAUGUUCAACGAGGCGGUGCCCACUGCGCCCCACUUUGUCAUGUUUUUCGCCCCGUGGUGCGGCCAUUGCCAGAGGUUACAGCCGGCAUGGAAUGAACUGGCAGACAAAUACAACAGCAUGGACGAGCCCCCGGCGUAUGUGGUAAAAGUAGACUGCGUCCAGGACACCAAGUUCUGCUCCAGUGUCCAUGGAGUCAGGGGCUACCCCACGUUGAAGUUGUUCAGGCCAGACCAGGAGCCAGUUAAGUACCAGGGGCCCAGAGAUCUACAGUCUCUGGAGACCUGGAUGCUGAAGACACUCCAGGAGGAUCCUUCUGAGCCAGAGACUGAGCUGGAGCCUCCUAAAGCCCCAGAACCCAAACAGGGAAUGUAUGAGCUCACCGGUCUCAACUUUAAGGCCCACAUAGCCAAAGGUGCCCAUUUUGUUAAGUUCUUUGCUCCAUGGUGCGGUCACUGCAAAGCCAUGGCCCCCACCUGGGAGCAGCUGGCCACCACUUUCGAGCACUCUGAAGAUGUCAAGAUAGGAAAGGUGGACUGUACACAGCACUACGAGGUGUGCUCUGAGAACGGCGUGCGGGGAUAUCCCACACUGCUCUUCUUCUACAACGGACAGAAGACAGACCAGUACAAAGGCAAAAGAGACCUGGACUCUUUCAAAGACUUUGUGGACAACCAGCUGAAGGCUGCCGUCGCCGAGGAGAAAGAGGAAGAUCCGAGCGAGGAACAAAAAGGAAAUGAGAUCCCCACCGACGAGCCAGCCAAAGAGGAGGUCAAGUCCAGCGUGUUGACCCUGACCGAGAACAACUUUGAUGAGACAGUAGCCAAGGGCUUCACCUUCAUCAAAUUCUACGCUCCAUGGUGUGGCCACUGUAAGAACCUCGCUCCGACAUGGGAGGAUCUUGCCAAAAAGGAGUUCCCCGGCCUCACUGACGUCAAGAUAGCCAAAGUGGACUGCACUGUCGAGCGCACACUCUGCAACAAGUACUCUGUUCAAGGUUACCCCACCUUGAUGAUCUUCAGGGCGGGGGCGCAGGGUGACGAGCAUAAUGGCGGGCGCGACCUGGAGAGCCUGCACAGCUUCGUGAUGAGGCAGGCGAGAGAUGAGCUGUAGAAACAGUCACAUCAGCAUUCAACUCUUCACCACUCUGCUCGCCCACACUGCAUAACCGGCCAGUAGGACGCUCUCUUUCCUACAACAGGCAAACCUCUCUCUAUCUCUCUCUCACUCUCUCUCCACUUGGGUUCUCUUCAAAAAGGAGUCAGCCAAUGACAGACUGAUGCAGUCUGCUCUCUCUUUCUCUCUUCAAGGACAGAAUGAGUCAGAGUGUUUUUGGAUGUGAAUGUAUUUCUCAUUGCCGUAGCCCAACCUUCAGUCUCCCAGCACGGAGAAACCCAUCGUAGUGGUAGGGUCUACAAACAAAGUAAUAUGUCUGACAACCACUUUGCAAGCACUGCUCCAUCAAUCAGAAGCAGAAUUCCUUUUGUUUAUUAAAGGGGUAGCACUUCAGGACAGACGUCCCAGUUUCUGCCUGUUAAAGAAAAUCAAUUGUUUCUGAUGAACUUCUGUAGCCGUUUGACUUUUUUAAAAAGCUACAUUUUAUACAUGGGAUCUGUUGUUAAAUCAUAAGCCAUUAAUGUUACGGUACUGUCAUUGUAAAGUUUGUGUUGCCCAAAUGUGAAGUGGAGUGUUAAGUUGAGGGUACUUUCUAUCCAUGCCAGUGAUGGCCUAUCUGACUUAACUCUCAGGGAAACGCCCACGCAGACUAGAAGAAGUUGUGAUGGAGACAUCUAUGUUAUCACAGGAGUCUGAUAAUGGCACAUGGACAUGACUGUUUUCUUAUCAUGGUGAGGGAUUUUAGCUUUUGGGAACCACAUUAAUCAAACGGGCUUGUUUAAAAAGAUCUCAGUUGUGCAUCUUAACUAUUUUCUGACUCCUGUGAUUUCAAUACGCCAUCCGGCUCUUCUACUCCUAGCAUUCAGGAUCUCAGGCCUGGACCAUGUUGCUCCAUAUCUCCAUUACUGAACAUCUACAGUGAAUACUGCUUCACUGUUUUCUAGCAGAUGCGGUGUGGUCUGAAAUCCCGGCUCUUCAUUUUAUCCUCAAUUGUAGUCUCAGUGUUUGUGCUAUAUCUCAGGCCAGGCUCACGUUCAAAGGAUUCAGUAACAUGUGAGUGGACAUUUGGAGCCAGUGUUGAGGGUAAAACAUGCCGUGUAUGUUUUAGAAUCUUUCUAAGGUUGUGGCACUGAUUCAUUCACAACUCUGUUCUCCUGGUUGGCACGUUCACUGCAGCUCAGGGUCAGGUGGCUUAGCUGGCAUCAUAUCACCUCUGCCUAUUCUUACUGUAGUGAUUGAACCAACUGCGUCUUGGGUCUGUAGAAUUAUCUUUUCCUGUUCCCAAAUAUGGGAGGUCCGUAUUUUCAAAUAGUGGAAAACCAUGCUGUGAAACCAACAAGAAACUAUGGACUGAAUAGAUGGGUAUGUUUUCAGCCACAUGGAUAGCGGAGUCAUCUGGUUGUUUGAUCUGGAAAAAGUAGCACUGUUUACUAAACUAUAUUUCGCUGAUGUCUUGUUUUAAUUUCCUGCUUCGAUUAUAAUCACUGGUGAGGUGAAUCAUUCAAACUGAAAUCUUCUUUUGUCUGCUGUAUCAUAUCAACCACCAUCCCACACAUUCACCAGUCAAAGGCCAAGAAAACAACCAGCCACAGGCCUGGGUUUAAAAGCAUUUGCAGUCUUGCCAAUAAAAGUUUGUCUUCUCUGUGACUUCACCCUCGUGUUCACCCUUUACACUGCAAAUGCUCUUUGACCCAGGUUAUGUGUGAAGUAUGUGCUACAAGAUGCAGGGCACCAUUUAUUGUCUAACCCAGGUACACAAACAGUCAGAGACACGCAGUUUUUUUUUUGUCAGUAAAAGUUUUUAUGGAUAGCACAUGGUCUAAGGAACUCCAGUGACAGAAGUAUUUUUCCUUGUGAGUCAUGGGUUGUGACUACCCAUGGUUUUUGUACAAAAAAAAAGAGUGAAUAAUGGCAAGUUGUAACAUGAGAUUUCAUAAUAAAAAAAAUUUCAAAAAUAA